GGCUCUCGUCCUUCCGGCGCCGUGACGGAAGCGGAAGUUCCCGCGCGCCGUCCACUUCCGGGCGGGCCUCCUGAGGCGGCGGCGGCGGCGGCGUAGAGGUGCACACAGAAUACCUCUAGCAUGAACAGCGUGAGGGUUCCACCUGCCUUUUGACCAUGAAGGAGACAGACAGGGAGGCUGUUGCGACAGCAGUGCAGAGGGUUGCUGGGAUGCUGCAGCGCCCGGACCAGCUGGACAAGGUGGAGCAGUACCGCAGGAGAGAAGCACGGAAGAAGGCCUCCGUGGAGGCCAGGCUGAAGGCCGCCAUCCAGUCGCAGUUGGACGGGGUGCGCACGGGCCUCAGCCAGCUCCACAAUGCCCUGAAUGACGUCAAAGACAUCCAGCAGUCACUGGCAGACGUCAGCAAGGACUGGAGGCAGAGCAUCAACACCAUCGAGAGCCUCAAGGACGUCAAGGACGCCGUGGUGCAGCACAGCCAGCUCGCUGCGGCCGUGGAGAACCUCAAGAACAUCUUCUCAGUGCCUGAGAUUGUGAGGGAGACCCAGGACCUAAUUGAACAAGGGGCUCUCCUGCAAGCCCACCGGAAGCUGAUGGACCUGGAAUGUUCCCGGGAUGGGCUGAUGUACGAGCAGUACCGCAUGGACAGUGGGAACACACGUGACAUGACCCUCAUCCACGGCUACUUCGGCAGUACGCAGGGGCUGUCUGAUGAGCUGGCUAAGCAGCUGUGGAUGGUGCUGCAGAGGUCACUGGUCACUGUCCGCCGUGACCCCACCUUGCUGGUCUCGGUUGUCAGGAUCAUUGAAAGGGAAGAAAAAAUCGACAGGCGUAUACUUGACCGGAAAAAGCAAACUGGCUUUGUUCCUCCUGGGAGGCCCAAGAAUUGGAAGGAGAAAAUGUUCGCCAUCUUGGAGAGAACUGUGACCACCAGAAUUGAGGGCACACAGGCAGACACCAGGGAGUCUGACAAGAUGUGGCUCGUCCGCCACCUGGAGAUUAUAAGGAAGUACGUCCUGGAUGACCUCAUUGUCGCCAAAAACCUGAUGGUUCAGUGCUUUCCUCCUCACUAUGAGAUCUUCAAAAACCUCCUGAGCAUGUACCACCAAGCCCUGAGCACACGGAUGCAGGAGCUGGCGUCGGAAGACCUGGAAGCCAAUGAGAUUGUGAGCCUCUUGACGUGGGUCCUAAACACCUACACAAGCACGGAGAUGAUGAGGAAUGUGGAGCUGGCCCCGGAAGUGGAUGUCGGCACCCUGGAGCCUUUGCUUUCUUCACACGUGGUCUCUGAGCUGCUUGACACCUACAUGUCCACGCUCACUUCAAACAUCAUCGCCUGGCUGCGGAAAGCGCUGGAGACAGACAAGAAAGACUGGGUGAAAGAGACGGAGCCAGAAGCUGACCAGGACGGGUACUACCAGACCACACUCCCUGCCAUUGUCUUCCAGAUGUUUGAACAGAAUCUUCAAGUUGCUGCUCAGAUAAGUGAAGAUUUGAAAACAAAGGUACUAGUUUUGUGUCUUCAGCAAAUGAAUUCCUUCCUAAGCAGAUAUAAAGAUGAAGCGCAGCUGUAUAAAGAAGAGCACCUGAGGAAUCGGCAGCACCCGCAGUGCUACGUCCAGUACAUGAUCGCCAUCAUCAACAACUGCCAGACUUUCAAAGAAUCCAUAGUCAGUUUAAAAAGAAAGUAUUUAAAGAAUGAUGUGGAAGAGGGUGUGUCUCUGAGCCAACCAAACAUGGACGGGAUUUUAGACACCAUCGCAAAGGAGGGCUGCAGUGGCUUGCUGGAGGAGGUCUUCCUGGACCUGGAGCAACAUCUGAAUGAAUUGAUGACGAAGAAAUGGCUAUUGGGAUCAAACGCCGUAGACAUUAUCUGUGUCACCGUGGAAGACUAUUUCAACGACUUUGCCAAAAUUAAAAAGCUGUAUAAGAAGAGGAUGACGGCCGAGGCACACCGGCGUGUGGUGGUGGAGUACCUGCGGGCCGUCAUGCAGAAGCGCAUUUCCUUCCGGAGCCCCGAGGAGCGCAAGGAGGGUGCAGAGAAGAUGGUCAGAGAGGCGGAGCAGCUGCGCUUCCUGUUCCGGAAGCUGGCGUCCGGCUUUGGGGAAGACGUGGACGGGUACUGCGACACCAUCGUCGCCGUGGCCGAAGUGAUCAAGCUGACAGAUCCUUCUCUGCUCUACCUGGAAGUCUCCACUCUGGUCAGCAAGUAUCCAGACAUCAGGGACGACCACAUCGGUGCUCUGCUGGCUGUGCGUGGGGACACCAGCCGCGACAUGAAGCAGACCAUCAUGGAGACCCUGGAGCAGGGCCCAGCACAGGCCAGCCCGAGCUACAUGCCCCUCUUCAAGGACAUCGUGGUGCCCAGCCUGAAUGUGGCCAAGCUGCUCAAGUAGCCUCCACCGGCCUGGCUUGCACCUCCACAGUCCAGGUCCCGCCCUCAGAAACACAGUACAGCCUCACCCUGCACGCCUUCCACAGCCCUGGCCCCGUCCUCAGAAAUGCAGCAGCCUCCGCCAGCCUGGCCUUCACGCCUCUGCAACCCUGUCCCUGCCCUCAGAAUCGCAGUAAAGCUGAUUGCUCUCCUUGGCCACGCAUGCUGGUUUCAGCUGCAGGCCUGUCCUUAGGCGCCAGGUGAUGCACUGGGUACAUGUGGAGGGAGCCGCGUGCAGAGGCCCCUCGUUCUGCUGUAAAAGCCCUGGGUGCACAGCCUGUCUUGGGUGCUUGCUUAUUGCCGUUGAUGAAGGUGCGGGGGGCACAGGGGACAAUGUACCUCCAUGCCCUCCCUCCUCCCUGGACCUUCACCGCACCCCACCUGCUGUAAGUACUCGGAACUCUGUCAGCUAAUUAAAGUCUCUGCUUCCUCAGAGAAAUGAAAACGCCAUGCGCUCUCUUUCCAGUUAAGGUUUCCUGACUGCUGAUCCAGCAUUGCACAGGAACUGUGUCAAUUACAGAAGUAAAAGUCUUCCCUCAGCCUCCUUGCCCCCUUCUGACAUUCCAGACCCACUCCUUGGGUCCUUUGAGGGAUGAGACACUCGCCUGCUGUGCCCAGCAAGCCCUGUCCCCACCCCCAGGUGAGCAGACCCCUGGCACUGGGUGGUGCCGGCUGGGUCAGCCAUGCCUGGUAGGUGAGCAAUGGCCGGAGUGUAAAUUUUGGUAAAAGCAAAUAUAAAAGUAAAUAUUUCCUUGGAGU
This is a messenger RNA of Sapajus apella (tufted capuchin), 3190 nucleotides long. It is a transcript of the gene EXOC3, whose product is annotated as exocyst complex component 3. Gene Ontology annotation, molecular function: SNARE binding. Lineage: Eukaryota; Metazoa; Chordata; Mammalia; Primates; Cebidae. Bases 156 to 2393 code for a protein of 745 amino acids. Gene Ontology annotation, cellular component: exocyst. Gene Ontology annotation, biological process: exocyst localization; exocytosis. The record is from RefSeq and is a predicted model, not a curated record. The transcript is spliced from 13 exons.